Papilio machaon (common yellow swallowtail) is the source of this 600-nucleotide messenger RNA. Its product is annotated as cytidine deaminase. Gene Ontology annotation, cellular component: cytosol. The coding region runs from base 70 to 546 and encodes 158 amino acids. The transcript is spliced from 2 exons. NCBI's taxonomy places the organism in Eukaryota, Metazoa, Arthropoda, Insecta, Lepidoptera, Papilionidae. The record is from RefSeq and is a predicted model, not a curated record. Gene Ontology annotation, molecular function: cytidine deaminase activity; zinc ion binding.
GGUGACCGCUCCCAAUAUCGCACCGACCCGUACUUUCUCGAUACCAUAUUACGAAACAUUCGAGGCCUUAUGGAUAAUUAUGAAAUUAUCGACUUUAAAUCCUUAAAUGAAACAGUACAAGAUUUGAUACGGCAAGCUACGAAAGUCCGAAAAUAUGCAUACUGUCCGUACUCUAACUUCGCAGUGGGCGCUGCGAUAUUAACAGAAGAGGACUCUAAGGUGUACACAGGCUGUAAUAUAGAGAAUGCAACCUUUACUCCCUGCAUAUGUGCAGAACGUGCAGCAAUACCGAAGGCAAUAUGCGAUGGUUACUUGAAGAUUAAAAUGGUGGCGGUCGUCGCACACCAGAAAAGUGGGUUCACAGCGCCAUGCGGAGUCUGUAGACAGACAUUAAGCGAGUUUCGAAGCAGUGAUGGUGAUAUAGAAAUAUACUUAAGCAAGCCCGCAAUGGACAAAGUAUUGCGUACAAAGUUAUCCAAGUUGUUACCGCUCGCGUUUGUAAGUUACAUCACAGACAAUGUCAUCGAGGAUAAUGAUAAUAGUUAGCUAUAAAAAUACAUACAGGAACUAGAACUAGGAAAAUAAUAUAUGACAAAUAAU